UAGGUACUCGUACUGUCUUCCAGCUGACCACUCAUGAUAUACAUCUGAAUACGAUGGCGGAUGUGACUCCCUGUUUAUUCUUUGCACUCGUGUCAGUUCAAAUCCCUUGACGUGAACGGUCUGGUAUUCCCUGAAGACCGCGGCAUCCUCCAAGCGCCAGCAGUGCCUUUUCUGAAUCAUCAACAUGAAGGUUCUCGAUCCUCAAGCUGCCCUUCUCACUAUCUCGGAAGUCCACCAUUUCCUCGCCAGCAACCCACCCCGACCGCAACCGAAGAAAGUUGGGUCGUACUCGUCGGUGAAUACCAAAGAGUACCAGCGAGUUCGGGAUGAUUUUGAACAUUACGUGACGACUACGGUCCCAUAUAUCAAGGACUUUCCUGCGCCCGAAAGUUUUGUUAAGACGGUAGUCCCUAAAUUGAAGGCGUUUGGUUUGACCAAGACCGAGGUCUUCAACCUGAUCAACCUGGGAGUCGGCCUGCCUACAGCUCAAUCUACACAGAAGUCAGUCGAGGCCGGCGACGGCAUGGAUGUUGACGGCGAGGGAGCUGGAGAAGAUGCCGCGGAAGAGCCAGAUUAUCGACAGAUGUUGUCACUGAUCGUAGAAGAGUUGGAAGACAGAUUUCCAGGCGACGAAGGUGAAGCCAAGAUUCAGAAGAUAUUCGACACGAUGCGUAACGAAUAUCAGCGGGCGAAAAAAGGCAAGUCCACCAAAGGGACGAAGGUCAAGAUGAAUGGCACAAAAUCGAAAUGAAGGCCGACGAAUGUGCGCAAGAGUGCUGCUCAGAGACACAUGGGCAUCCCCACCAGCUUCCGCCUACUCCCUACUCAGGCCGCGCAGGCUAAAUGCCAUAAAGAGCAUACCUGCAGAAUGCUGGAAACCCAACUCUGCUGUCCCCAGCAACCCAAGAAAGUCGGCAGUCCGUACAAACAACGGACAGUGGAAAGCUCAUUUUCUUUGGUCCAGAUUGUUAUGUAAGAUCCAGGAGGAGCCUGAGGCUUGGAUUUGCGGUACAUGCAAGAUCAAAUGUCUAUCGUUGGUGUGAUGAUUCUUGGGCGAAACUAUGAUGGGCCUGCCCGAACAAGUCCCAUCAUUACCAGACUGAGUGUGGUACAUUACAGUAUCAUCUUGGCAAGGAAGAUUAUUCUCAUUGACUUUUUGGGAGGCCUAAGGACCUGGAGAGGCUGGGGUCGAGACACGUUGGAUGUAGCAGGCCCCAAGCAAAACAUGAUCCUGCGACUUCACGGACACGAGAUGAGCUGAAUCACCACAAGGCGAGGUUGUGCAGAUGUUUCUGGUGAUGCCAGGGGAAGACCAGGGAGCCCAGAGUGCCCAGAGUGCCCAGAGCCGCCACACGCCCUCGGAGAAGUGUCACAAUGGGGCGGUUUGUUGCCCGUGAGCAGAAUUGGUACAAGUACCUGAUGAACAGUACGAAUCAUAAUAUUGGUGACUUCUCACUGUUCUUUGUUGCUCAUGGUUAGACACAUCUCUCUUGGGAAGCCUGAAAACGAUGUCCUUGUGCUUACUCCGUACACCAUGUUCUUAUUAUUGAGAUACUGUAGAGAAAGGGCUGUGGGGUUCUAAAUAGAGAAGUUCCUCCUGGAUGGCAACGAAACCAUACAAAUCUCCAUAAUUGCAAUGUUCAAGCCUCCACGAUGGUUUCAAAUGGACGUG
Messenger RNA from Exophiala oligosperma, 1672 nucleotides. RefSeq lists its product as uncharacterized. The record is from RefSeq and is a predicted model, not a curated record. Bases 185 to 751 code for a protein of 188 amino acids. Gene Ontology annotation, biological process: transcription initiation at RNA polymerase III promoter. Gene Ontology annotation, cellular component: RNA polymerase III complex. Lineage: Eukaryota; Fungi; Ascomycota; Eurotiomycetes; Chaetothyriales; Herpotrichiellaceae. The transcript has 3 exons.